Molecule: messenger RNA, 5209 nt
Organism: Paramisgurnus dabryanus
Lineage: Eukaryota; Metazoa; Chordata; Actinopteri; Cypriniformes; Cobitidae
Gene: sytl5
Product: synaptotagmin-like 5
Biological process (GO): intracellular protein transport; exocytosis
Cellular component (GO): exocytic vesicle; plasma membrane
Molecular function (GO): neurexin family protein binding; phospholipid binding; small GTPase binding
Source: RefSeq, a predicted model, not a curated record
CGUGCGUGGGGGGGUUUGCCUCGCGAUCAGCUCGAGCAGCAGAGGCUGUAAUGAACACAGUCAUAGCACGCGACCGUAUAACAGAGCACUGCAGUUUACAGAAGACUCAUGAACGCGCGCUGCGGCAGUCUGCGGAAUAAAUGAAGAAUUCAACAAUGCUGUGACCAACAGGAUCAAGAUUGCUGAUUGAUGAAUGGUAUCUGAAGGAUACGUAUUUUGUGAAUACGUAGGGGACUGAAGAUUUCGAGUGGCAUUCAUGAAGGAUUUGUUGGCAGCCAGUUUGAUUGGCUGGGUGUUCGUUGACCCAUGUAAGCCCGUUUUCAAAUGAUCAUGGCGAAGACAAACGACUCCCUCAAUCUGUCUUUCCUCCUGGAGCAUGAAAGACAGAUGAUCCUCAAUGUCCUCCAGAAAGACGAGAAGCUCCGUAAACGAGAGGAGAAACGCAUCAGAAAGUUAAAAAAUGAACUUUUGGAACUAAAGCGAGUCGGGCGCCGCAGUUCUGCAGAUCAGCGUGAGUGCGUCGUGUGUCUGCGGGCUCUGGGUCUCAUCCUGCAGAGGGGUAAUGUGUGUACCAACUGUCAUCGGCGCGUCUGCAAUUUCUGCACAGCUACGCCUUCAGACAGCAAACACUGCAAAUGCACCGUGUGUGCAAAGACUGCGGAACUGAAGGUAGUUACAGGAGAAUGGUUUCAGGAAGAAAGAUCAAAAAGGUUUCAACAUGCCGGCAUACCCAGCAGUGAUGUAGUCAAACAGUCUAUUCUCAACAGUCCAGCAGAUGGAGGUUCCACCCAGAGGCAACCCUCUCCAUCAGAGUUGGAGAGAACAGCCACACCCCAGCUUGAGAUACCAGGCACACCUCAAUCACAGAAAAGCACAGGAAAGAUCAGAAAAGGGAAGAAAGCACUUGCAGUGGAAUCAUCAGGAUUGCCAACAACACCCAAUAACAUGCGAGCACAAACACCCCAAAUGCCCACCCAAAUGGAGGGUAGAAACAGGCCGGACGGGGCAGAGAGCGUGACUAGUAUACAAAGUAGUGACAGCGGUCCUGAAAAAAUUACGGAUGGGCGGAGACAAACACAUUCUAGAACACCCUCCAUCGCCGUAUCCAGGGCCUCCCUCUCAUCAGAUCGCAGUCGCUCAGAGGUUGACCUCAGUAUUGCCGGGGAGGACUUCAGUGAAGACCCAUUGGUUAAUCGCUGCCGUUCAGUACCAGGGCUCAACGAUGAGGACUCGGAUGAGGACAUCGAUGCUUUGUUAUCGGCACAUUACAAAACCAACCGGAGCGACAGCAUGGCACAAUCAAUGUCUUCUACACCUGCCUCGGAGAGAAAGUGGGGUUUCCUUAAUGUACCUGACUCAGACGCUGACACUAGGCCGUCACACAUACACUCAAACGUAAGCUUGAGACAGAUGGACAACCCAACACUUAUUCUGUCUGCUCUCCAGACCAGUAUCAACAGUAUGAUGAGUGUGUACAGCGAAACGGGAGACUACGGCAACAUACGGGUAUCCGGGGAGAUCCUGCUUAACAUCUCCUACAGCUAUAAAACAGGGGCACUCAAUGUGCUCGUCCGCGAGUGCCGCUGCCUAGCAACCGGGGAUGAGAGGAAACAGCGCACAGAUCCGUAUGUUAAAACGUAUCUUUUGCCAGACAAAUCCCGUCAAAGUAAGAGGAAAACCAGUAUCAAAAGCAACACUACUAACCCAGUGUUCAAUGAGAACCUAAGGUAUGUGGUCAGUCACUCUCAGCUAGAGACGCGCACACUGCAGGUGUCUGUGUGGCAUCACGAUCGCUUCGGCCAGAACACCUUCCUAGGAGAGGCAGAAAUUCCCUUUGACUCUUGGGAGUUUGACUCGAAUUUAGAGGAAUGGUUUGCACUGCAGCCCAGGAAUGAUCCCUAUGUAGAUUCAGUGAUGCAUUAUAAAGGCGAACUGACAGUGGUUUUGAAGUACAUUCCUGCAGAGAGAAAUGCCUCCCUGCCUGUGGACCAAGUGCAAGUAAAAAAGGGAUUUCUUAAAGGAAAGAAAUUCAUCACUCUUCCUAAAGGUGGAAUGGUGGAGUUGUUGGUUAAGGAGGCCAAAAACUUAACAGCAGUAAAAGGAGGUUCAUCCGAUCCGUUCGUCAAAGGAUACCUCCUUCCCGAUGACAAAAAAAGCACAAAGCACAAGACGGCCGUGGUGAAGCGCACAGUAAACCCACGCUGGAAUCACACAUUCACAUACUGCGGCCUGCAGCACAGUGAUCUGGACAACGUGUGUCUUGAGCUCACCGUGUGGGACAGAGAACCACUCUCCAGCAACGUUUUCUUAGGUGGGGUACGGCUCGGGGCCGGGACAGGUUUGAGUUACGGGAAGGAAGUGGACUGGAACGAUGCUUACGGGGAGGAGCAGCGGCUAUGGCAACGCAUGAUUGACAACCCCGAAGUCCCUCAGGAGUGCACGCUGAUGCUGCGAUCCAGCAUGGCCAAAAGAAAGACUUAAAGAAAAUGACACAAAAAAUACACACAGAGAGUGUUUCUCUGGCAAUACGCAUUAAAUCUGAUCAUCACUAGACACUUUAAAACGCUUUUAAUGUUCUUAGGCAUUAUUCACAUUCUCAUUCCAUUAGUGUGAAUUUCAUACUAAAUUCUUAAAACACAUUUGUUGCAUACUGUACGUACGUCUGUAUAGGCCCUACUGGUACAUCUGGUGUUUACAUUAGUUUGGGUAAUUUGGAGCUAUUUUCUGUGAUUAGAUUUACCCGAUCUUAGACCACAUUCAUUCCUGGCAUUAACACUGACUUAAAUCCAGAUGUAAAAGACAACUGUGUUUAUGGAAUAUUCAUGUAAUCUAGAUAAUCAUAUACACACACAUUAACAUCGGGUGUAACUUGAGGACUGUUCAAAAGAGCACAGUAAACAUUUGAAUCACAUUAUUGUCUAGAAAGAACAAAGCACUAGGCACUUCUUUACACAUGCACAAAAAUAAAUAGCAUCUGCAGACAAAACAUACAACAAACAGUGCUGAAUAUGAUUAGGAUUGUGUUCCUGUUUACAAGCUGGUUGUGACUGGUGCCAACAAUGCCAUGAUCAUGGGUUUGUUUCCCAGGGUAUGCAGAUAGCCUACUGAUAAUAUGUAUAGCUUAAAUGCACUGAAAGUUUGGAUUAUACACCGAUUAAAAAAAACUUCUGGACAUCGGUUGCACAUGAUUAAAUCAAGUUUUCUUAAAAUUAAAUUAACAUUAAAAUAAAUUUCAUUCUAAGAAAACUUGAUUCAAUCAUGUUGAACUGGUGUGCAUAAUUAAAUUAUGUAGAUACAAAUUUUAUUUAAUAAAAACAUUUUAAUAAAACUAAAUUCAAUCAUGUUCAACCAGAUAUUUUUUUCAGUGUAGCAUUUGCUAAAUACAUAAAUGUUAAUGACCAAAAGUUGAGGCGAAGAAAAUUUAUUUAAAGGUGCAAUGUGGGACUUUUAAAAGGAUCUCUUGACAGAAAUGCAAUGUUAUAUACAUAGCUAUUAUCAGUGUUGGGGAAAGUUACUUUUAAAAGUAAUGCAUUACAAUAUUAAGUUACUUUGCCAAAAAGUAACUUGAUGGUGUUACUUAGUUUCUUUUCAUGGAAAGUAAUACUUACGUUAAAUCGAACAAUUAAACUGAAAAGUAACUUGCAUUACUUUUUUAAAGUAAAUUAAAUAUUUAUGUGUACAUUUAGAAAGAAAUAUGUUACUUUACUUGUUACUUCUGAAAAGUAAAAUUAGUACUUAAUGCACAAAAGUGCGUUACACCCAACACUGACUAUUACCAGUGAUGUAGAGACCUUACAAAAUGACAUAUAUAGUUUUUACCUUAGAAUGAGCCUUUUAUCUAUAUACACAUACUUACAUGAAAGUCGCCAUUUCGUGCCGCCAUGUUUCUACAGUAGCGCACAACAGACAAACUGUCCUAUAGAUUGUGUUUUGUUACCACAUUGUUUCUGACGUUGGUGUGUUUGUCCUUUGGCGUCUAAAGUAGCUUCAUUAUGCGUUUCAAAAGGGAGGGGUGAGCUGUGGACUGAGUCCUUGGUUGCAAUUCACAAUCUCACCACUAAGUCCCACAUUGCACCUUUAAUAAAGUAUUGUCGUAGUUAACAUUAUAAUACUGUUUCAAUAUUCUCACAGCAAGAUUUAUUAUUAAUUCAGUUUUUUAUAUGAAUAUUUUUGACAUGUAGCGCAAAUCUGUGAGAAGGAUAAACAUACUGUAUCAUUAGGUCAAUGCAUAAUUUAUAUACAAUCAAAAAGUAAACUGUAAUAGCUAAAAAACUAAGUUUAAUGUCCACAUAAAAAAGAAGUGAAUAUAGAUGUUAAUUCAUACCAGUGAUUCCCAACCUAAUAACAAGCAUUUCCAUGAGCACAUGUAUACAAAGAUGCACAAACAUCUGUAGACAUCCUGAGGUGUGUAUGUAUUACCUCAGAUUUGUCCUGGUUGUGUUGCAAAGCUAAAAAAAAAACAUUUUUGAAGACAAUGUGGUUCUUUAUAUUAAAUUAUCUCCAGGUCAUAGUUAUGGUAAAAUGAUAGUUAGGUAGAUGGAUAUUUUACAAAUAUUUUUUGUUAUGAAAUCCUGUUACCUUACUGUCUGAUGAAGACAAAUUACAAUUCAGCAUGCAAAUGUUACCUCUACAUCAUCAUAGAUUUUAAUGACAUUCAAGCUAAUGCAGAAAAUGUCAACAUGUUUGUUUCAAAACAUGUUCAUAAAAACAAAAAUACAUCUAAUGCUAAAACUAUCAAUCAAAGUUGAAAUAGAUUCUAUAUUUUAGAUGAAAAAAAAUGCCUUAGGAUAAUGCACUAGAAGCACAAAAACAGUCCCAGUACGGAAUUUUGUGGUGAUCCAUUUUGUGAUGUCACUGUGUGGACUCUAUGAAUGCAUAAUGUGUACAAUGUAAAGCCCGUUAUUUUUAAGCAUCAAUUACAAAUCUAUUAGACCUUAAGAACAUAUACAACAUGAUAUAUGAGACUUAAUAAUAAUAAAGUGAUAGCAGGUGUUAUACCAAAUUUUGUGGCAUGUAGACUUUAUCAAUGUCAAAGUGUGACCUCCAUUGUUACAUGUAUAACAAUGUCCAAAAAUGUCUAAAGCUGUUAGAUCCACAGUAUGCUUGAUGCAGUUUACAUCUUCAUCCAAAAGAUUUUCGAAAACCCAUGUACUGGUCUGUACUGUACUUACAUCUCCUUAGGAAAGAUAAUAAACUGUUAUUAACCACC